AUGGCCUCCAACAUGCUUCGGGGCCUAUGGCCGUCCGGACCCGCAGACCAGACCACGCCCAAGGCAUCCAGCUCUCACUCCAAUGGCGCAGAACGAAACCCUUUCGACAGCAUGCAGCCUCCUGCUAUGACCAAGCAGUCCUCUCGCUCAUCUCUUAAUACCUCCAUCAUUAACAAUCACCUUCCCGGCGAUGUCACCCCCGGUCUUCGCACACCCGGCGGCAUCACGUCGCAGUCGGCCAUUCCGACCACCUCAAUUUCGCUCAGCGAUCCCGACUUUACCAUGAAGCUUCCACCAUCAAAGCAAAAGAACGAGCCUAGCAUGCCUUCUACACAACCUUCCAACGACGCAAACACUCCCAUGUCCGCCGUCGCGCCAGCCGCAUCUUCUUCUGGCUCUAGCAGCCCCGUGGGUGGCACGAGCGCUGAUGCAAGCGCCAGCAAGACGCGCAAUACUUACUCGCCUCGAGGUCACCUCACCAUCAAGAUCGUUGCAGGCCGUAACCUAGCGGUCAGUAGCCCGUCCGCCAGACCCUACGCCGUUGUCCAAUUCGACAAGAACGAGUUUAUCGGUCGCGAGCCCAUCGACGAAUUCGGCGAGGAGGCAAAGGGCGUUGCGCAGCCCAGAUCAGAGGCCGGCGAAGCAGGUCGAAGCCGUGCAAAGACCGUCACCCCCGCCGACGCCCUCUCACGGACAGGUCAGAACCAUAAUCCUGUCUGGAAGCACGAAGUCACAUUCGAUGUCACCCAGGACUCGCAGCCCAUCUACAUCAGCGUCUACGACCGUCAUUCCGAGGACGAGGGCUUCCUCGGCAUGCGCGAGAUCAAGCCGCGCUUGGUCCACAAGAUGAUGAGCGACCAGUGGUAUCCGCUCUCAUCGCGCGACGACGAGGAAGGCAUGGAGCAUCACCGCGGCGAAAUUCGCGUUCAGAUCACCUACGAGCGCAUGCCGCACAAGAAGCUCACCCCGCACGAUUUCGAGUACCUCAAGCUCAUCGGACGCGGCACCUUUGGCCGCGUCUUCCAAGUUCGUAAGAAGGACACCAAGCGAAUCUACGCCAUGAAGGUCCUCUCCAAGAGGGAGAUCGCCCUCAAAAAGGAGGUCACACACACCAUGGGCGAGCGAAAGAUCCUCGAAAAGUCGCUCGACUGCCCCUUCCUGGUGGGCCUCAAGUUCUCCUUCCAGAGCGCCACCGAGCUCUACUUUGUCACCGACUACAAGUCGGGAGGUGAGCUCUUUUGGCACUUGCAACGCGAAGGCCGCUUUACCGAGGAGCGCGCGCGGUUCUACAUUGCCGAACUGGUGCUUGCCCUCGAGCACCUCCACAAAUUCAACAUCGUUUACCGCGACCUCAAGCCCGAAAACAUCCUGCUCGACGCCACCGGCCACGUUGCGCUCUGCGACUUCGGUCUCAGCAAGCCUGACCUGGGCGCUGGUCAGCUUACCAACACCUUUUGCGGUACCACCGAGUACUUGGCUCCCGAAGUUCUGCUUGACGAAUCAGGCUACUCGAAGCUCGUCGACUUUUGGUCACUGGGUGUCUUGCUCUUCGAGAUGUGCUGUGGAUGGUCGCCCUUCUAUGCCGAGGACACGCAGCAGAUGUACCGCAACAUUUGCUUCGGCAAGAUCAAGUUCCCGCGCGGCGCUAUCGGCGAUGACGGAAAGCAGUUCGUUAAGGGUCUGUUGAAUCGCAACCCGCGCCACCGUUUGGGAGCACAGCGCGAUGCCCAGGAUUUGAAGGAGCACCCCUUCUUCAAGGACAUCGAUUUCGAUGCGCUGGCCAAGAAGCAGCUCACGCCACCAUUCAAGCCGCUCGUGGAGUCGGACGAGAGCGUCGCCAAUUUUGACCCCGAGUUCACGGAGACGGAUCUCAAAGAUGUCGCCGUGAUUCCAGGCUUUGAAGGUUUGUCGACAGAUGCGGCCAAAGCACUAGAGAAUGGCGACAUUCUCGCGGAGGGCGAUGCCAAUGGCAAGGGGGUUGCCAUUGGCAAGGGCAGAGGUGGUGAGGAUGACGACGACCAGCUGCUGACGAGGAGCAUUCAGGACAAGUUUAGAGGCUUCAGCUACAGCGGCACGUACGAAGGCAGUGUUGCGGGCAGCUUUGGCGGCAGACGAGGAUCGGGCGGAUUCGGGUUGGCAGGCGCCAGUCUGGGUAUGAGCAGGAUGGGUGUCAACGACGAUGACAUGCGCGACGAAGAUAUCGCCGCUCUGGAGUCGUUGGACGCCGAUGAAGUGAUGAACACGCGCUGA
Pseudozyma hubeiensis SY62 is the source of this 2250-nucleotide messenger RNA. RefSeq names its product AGC/Akt protein kinase. The record is from RefSeq and is a predicted model, not a curated record. The coding region runs from base 1 to 2250 and encodes 749 amino acids. Gene Ontology annotation, molecular function: protein serine/threonine kinase activity; ATP binding. Gene Ontology annotation, biological process: protein phosphorylation. Lineage: Eukaryota; Fungi; Basidiomycota; Ustilaginomycetes; Ustilaginales; Ustilaginaceae. The transcript has a single exon.